AUGUCGCGUAUGCUUCAACUUCAAGAACAGUUUCGUAACACCAAGAAAGACUCCUCCUCUAUUACAAAAUUUUGCCAUUCUCUAAAGAAUUUGGCUGAAGCUUUUGUGGAUUGUAACUCAAAAAUUGAUAAGGUUGAGUUGGUGAUGCAAAUUCUAAGACAACUUGCACCAUCCUAUCACAUUAUUUUCGAUGUCACUACCAACACAGAACCCUUUCCACCAUUCCUUGAAGAAAAGAAUAUGCUACUAAUGUAUGAAACUAGUGAAGAAUCUACUGAUCCUCUUGUUGAUGUACCCCUCACCUCCUUCGCAUAUCUUUGCUCAAGUUCGACCCAUGGAAAAUCACGAAAUAACUUUAAUAAAGGAACUCAAGGCGUGCAUGUGAAACUUCAAGCACUUUAUAGAGCUCCAACUAUGAUUAAAAACUUGCCUCCAAAGCAAGGGAGCCUCCUCGGACCUAAUCCUGUUGUGGUUGGCUCUAAUCAACAGGUCCCACCUACUUUCGCUGCAAAUUAG
Lactuca saligna is the source of this 516-nucleotide messenger RNA. Lineage: Eukaryota; Viridiplantae; Streptophyta; Magnoliopsida; Asterales; Asteraceae. The record is from the annotation of a GenBank genome assembly.